Molecule: messenger RNA, 1026 nt
Organism: Lactuca saligna
Lineage: Eukaryota; Viridiplantae; Streptophyta; Magnoliopsida; Asterales; Asteraceae
Source: the annotation of a GenBank genome assembly
AUGGCUCUUCCGGAAAUAGGGUCUUCAUCUUCUUCACCGAUUGGUGGCCAUACGUAUGACGUAUAUUUAAACUUUAGAGGUACCAAUAAUCGUUAUAGUUUCACUGAGCACCUUAAUAAAGCCCUUGUAGAUGCCACUUUCACUACCUUCUUUAGUGAUGAAAAGAUUGAAAUAAAGGAAGGUGGAUACGGAAGAGUCUACAAGGGAAUCCUCACCUGGGGGGAUCAUGUAAACAAGCUAGUCGCUGUAAAACGGCUAGAGAUCAAUAAUAAUCAAGGUAACAAGGAGUUCCAAACCGAGCUCACAAUGCUUUCACAAUAUAAACAUCACAACAUUGUAACCCUUAUUGGGUUUUGUAAUGCUAACAAUGAGAUGAUCCUUGUUUACGAAUACGCAAGCAAUGGAAGCCUCGACACACAUUUGCUUAACCCUUCCUCUACAUUGUCAUGGGUACAACUCCUCAAAAUAUGCAUCGACGUUGCUUCUGCAUUGGACUAUCUUCAUAAUCAUGUUGCACAAAAACACAGAAUAAUACAUCGCGAUAUUAAAAGUGCAAAUAUUUUGUUGGAUGAAAAUUUGAAUGCAAAACUUGCGGAUUUUGGGUUGGCUAAGAUAGGAUUAGCUAAUCAACAAAAUAGCUUUGUGAUAACUAAUAUUGCGGGGACAUAUGGUUACAUGGACCCACAAUACGGAAGAACGGGGUUUUUAACAAAAGAAUCGGAUGUUUAUUCUUUUGGUGUGGUUUUGUUUGAAGUUUUGUGUGGAAGGGUGGCGUGUGUAGAUUAUAAUGAUGAGCGGAAAUUCCUCUUUCAUUAUGCUCCAACUUGUUAUAAAAAUGGUGAUAUGGAAAAGAUUGUUGAUCAAAGAAUAAGGAAAGACAUCAAUCCAAUAACGUUGCUCAAGUUUGCAGCUACUGCUUAUCAAUGCUUGCAAGAAACUCGGGAACACCGGCCUACAAUUGCUGAGGUUGUGUUUCAACUAAAGGAGGCAAUGGAAAUUCAAUUAGAAGAUGAGAUCCUCGGAUGA